AAAAAUGAUAAUUUUCUAUUAGGAACCAUAUUGAUUUCAGUGGAACACUUUUUUUUUGAAAAAACCAGAAUAUAUAUGGUACAUUUGGACGAUCUACGACGAAUCCUUCUGUGUGUGUUAACUUUCCUUAACCCAAUUCCUGGCAUUCGGCUACCAGGGUAGCAAAAUCGAUUUUGAUUGCUUAUUGAUCAGAUUCUAGGAAACCGAUUGACUUUAAAUUAGGAAUGUGUAUGUAAACAUAUUACAGUCUUACUUUGAAAAUUUUCAUUGCUUUUUGUUUUUUAAUACCUAUUUUUUAGAAUAUUUUGUUUUGCAAUACCCAUAUAUUCCAGGUAAUCGGGCUACACGGGUUGCCUGUGACUUUGUUGAUAUUAGUGUCCUUUUACCAUGACGUGUCGUAAUGUAACGGUUUAUGCGAAACUUUCUUUAUCUUUUUGAUUACUUAUAGAAGAAAUCUGAAAAUAUUUUGUUAGACGUGUAAAUUAUGUUAGGAUAGUCGUGUGGGAUGGGAUGGGAUGGGAGUACCUCGAGGGAUAAUACAGGCUCUUCCAUCCAACUCCUAUUCCGACAUGUCCUCAUCGUGCAGAGUGGUAACAUGUGCCACCACAUAUCCAAGCAUGGCAAAACGGUCACGACUACAGAAAGCUACAGAAAGCUAUAGACGUGUAAUAUACUGUUCUAUAUACCCUGAAAGCCGUUUUGAUUUGGACAUUUUGGAAAGUACUGCAAACAUUGUUUUAAACGAUUUGUUUUUUUUUUUUGUCAAUAAUAUCCUGUCGGUUUUGAAACUUUAAAGCAUUAUAAAGUAGCAAUUAGAACCAAUUUAUGCAAAGUAAUAGAAACUACAUUAGUUUAUUUUUAUUUUCAUCAGAAUACAGUUCACGCUCGGUAAUCCGCGCUUGAUCGAGUGCAGCUACCACUGUUGAUGGAGCUACCGGCUACCGUUUGUUGUAGCUAAAUCCACCACCGACUAUAUUUUUACACUUGGACAGAUCCUCCAGAAGUGCCAAGAGUGCCAGAUCCCUACGCACCACCCGUUCAUAGACUUCAAGGCGGCUUACGACACCACAGACCGGAAUGAGCUAUGGAACAUCAUGCAGCAGUACCAUUUCUCUGGGAAGUUGAUACGGCUGUUAUAAGCCGCCAUAAACGGGAUGCAGUGCAUGGUGAGAGUAUCGAACUUGACGUCGGAAUCGUUCGAAUCUCACAGGGGUCUGAGGAAAGGUGACGGACACUCCUGCCUAUUCUUCAACAUCGCUCUGGAAGGUAUCAUUUGCGGCGCGGGGCUAGACAACGACAUCCGUGGCACGAUCCUCUACCGGUUUCUCUAAUUUCUUGGAUUCAUGGAUGACAUCGACAUCAUCGGCAAGACGACAGUGAAGCUGUGUGAGGGGUACACCCAACUCAAACGCGAAGCAGCAAGAAUUGGUUUGAGAAUCAAUGCGACGAAGGACCUGCUUGCAAGAGGCUCAGUCUGAGAUAGGGCCCAACUGGGAAGUAGUGUAUUAGUUGACGGCGACAAUCUCGAGGUGGUAGCAGAUUUCUGCUAUCUUGAGAUGGUCGUAGCUUCGGACAACUACAUCAGCAGUGAAAUCCGGAGACGCAUUGUGCAGGGGAAUCGUGCUUACUAAUGACUGACUGCUGAGAUCCAGAAUACUUCGAGACCGCACGAAAUGUGUGAUAUAUCCAACAUUGAUUCCCGGUGCUCCUCUAUGGACACUAGUCUUGGACCAUUCGAACGGACGAUGCAAAGGCUGUGGGCGUGUUUGAGCAACGCAUCCUCUGGAUCAUCUUUGGCGUUCGAGCAUGGAGCGUGGAGCAGAAGGAUGAACCACCGACUUGCUGAGUUGUACGGCGAACCGAACAUCCUGACGGUUACGAAGGCUGGCAGGAUACGAUGGCGGGACAUGUUACAAGGUUUUCGUAGCCUAUUCAGUAUUGUAUAUUAGUUAUCGAUUUCGUCCCGACUGACGUAAACCCUUAAUUGGAAACUGUCCAAGGUUCCGAAAUUGAUUGAGAUUUGUAUGGAGAUUGGCAGAUAUGAGUAGCUAAGUAUGAGUUAUUAGUUACUAAGUAAAUUUGGACUCCCUAGCAAUCAAAUGAAAGCUCGUUUUUGGGCCACCAUUUUCAAAGCUUGUUUUUGACAAGCCUUAACAUGACCAAAGAGGCGAAUGAUGCCAAUCGGCUCAAAGUCUCUAUAAAAAUAAAGAAAAUAAACAUGACCAGCUACAAUGAAAUAAAUCCAUCAACCAAAUGUGAUCUAUAUAUUUUCUUGAUCAUAUUAGCCAUCAUAAAAUGCACUGAUUCCUAGGUUAUAUUUGAUUUUUUAGACAUGUUUUUUGUAAUAUGUUUUUUUUAAUCUAUUAUUUAUAAUUCAAAAUAAUAAGUAGAACUAUCAUCAUAAAUGUAUGAAAAUUCAUACGUGUGACAAUACUUGAAUAUUUUAUGGGAACCGUCAUGCCCCAUUUUCCUACCGAUCUGUUUAUUUCGGCAGCGAAUCGUAAGAGACGAACCCAACGGGGAGAACAUAUUUAUCUCUGUGUGUUAGUACACUCAAACGUAUGUUUCCACAGGUCCAUCCAUCCAUCCUAUUGAAAGACGCAUCCACCAACACGCUUAAACAUUUGCUGUGGAUCUCUUUCGCACUGCUGCUUUCCACUCGGUUAUCUCUAUUUGAUCGGUUUAGAUUGUUUCGACACGCUUCAUCCCCGGAUGGAUUGUUAUCACCCCGAAGAACAACUCAAAAAUCAGUUGCUAUAUCUCACCAGUUCGUUGUUCACGACACCUGCAAUGGGAGGGGGCCAUGAUAUAUGCUGAUCUCUUGCCGUUUUGUGUAUUUUGUAUAGCACAGCGCACAUACAACAUCAAACAAUCGUGGGACCGAGACGACACUCGGCACUGUUUUGAAUCGGCCGCUAGUCUGACAGUUACCACCGUGCACGAUCGUCGUGUGGCUGUGGACGACGGAUGGUCAACUUUUCGAGCUCCGUCAGUGUGAUCUGGUUGGCUAGGGGUGGUUGCGUCCAGUACAUUAUUGUCCCUUGUGUUAUUUGUACGAUCUUGAUACGAAAGUUGUGCAUAGCUUGCCGUUUAUGCAUUUCAACACAAUUUAGCUUAAAGAUAUAGUGCAGAUCAUUAUCCCUCUAGCAAGUAAGCGCGAUUCGAUCAAUAGCUGUCCACCUCUCGCGACAUCAUCCCGUAAAAAUCAGAUUGAGCUGGUCACAGGGGAUUGAAAAUAAAAUACAAAACACAGCUACAAAAACAGCUUCAAACACCUCUACUACACGCAAGCUUUAGAUGGAACGGAUAGAAUGAAAUGUUACAACCGCACUAUUCUAGUUCUAACGCCAUUGCACGAUCACCAUUUAAAGCUGCCAAGCGCAACAAUAACGUCUCUCGAAACAAUAGAGCUCAACAAAUUGAACUAACUGAUUAAACAAACCACAUUAAACAUCAACAAAGUAUCAUCCGGCCCACCAACUUCUGGCUACCAGCUCUUGGCAGACGAACAAAAUGGACAAUUAUGGCUUUAAAGAUAGUGAUAGUACAACAGCACCAUCACCCCUUCCACCACCAUCGACGCCACCAGUACGGCCGCCUAGAAUAUUUCGAACGAUAAGCUGCAUUGAGAAUGGUUCCAUUAAGUUUCCCCGUUUGAGUAGCAGAUUCAACGCUACAUUGAAAAAGGAUACUGGAGAGCAACCGAUAGAUCCAGAAGCAGCAUUAUCGGAGACGCUUAUGAAUGAGAAUGGGCCUCGUAAUGAGAAUAGCACCAAGACUGCUAACAUACAAAAUAACAUAAGCGAUGUGACUGCUGGAAUCAGACGCUCAUCAGCAGACAAUCAUAACGUGUCUGCAGCAACAGUAAAUGGAAGCUUUACCACCACCACAAAUACUAACACCAAAACAACUGCAUCACAUAGUGGAACAGGUCAACCUAACGGUCGUAAAUCGCACGUUGACUGUUAUGAAUACAUGGAAGUAGGACCAUCCCCUCCUGCCGAGGGCGCACCGAAUCUAUACGAUAGCUACGACGAAAGUUACUCCGAAUCCAGUGCCCAACUCUGUAAUGACAUCAUCCGUAUAUCGCUCACAGAGCAGAUGCGGCUUGCAGGUGGUCGAGUGGCAUUGCUUGAAAGUUUCGAACUCGACCUCACACUUGAUUGUGCGGCAGUCGAGCAUCUGCUGAAUGGAACAGCAACACUCGCAACAUCAGGGCCAGCAACGAAUACCUCAACUACAACCUUUCCCACUAACAACAGUGUCAGCGUUGGAGGACAACAGCUUGAAAAAAAUAUCUGCUUUCUGUGGGCGGCAUUUCUACGAAAGUUUCAUCUACUUGAUCAGUGUGUCCGACUCGGUGCCGAUAUCAACUUUUGCGACAGUAAUGGUUUAACAGCGCUCCAUCUCGCAUCUUUCAGUGGGUGUACUGAAUGUUGCGCAUUUCUGAUUCAGCAUGGACUAGACGUUAAUAUGCAACCUAAAUGGUACACUCCAUUACACUGUGCCGCAUUCGGUAAUUCAUUAGCUACCGCUGAGCUUCUAAUUAAAAAUGGUGCUCGCAUUGACGUGCCAACCAACAAGCAACACUGUGAAGAAUCGUUGCUUCACUGUGCCGUACGUUCAAAUGCUAUCGACUGUCUUCGAUUCUUCAUAGCCCACGGUUCAAAUGUAAACGCACUAGAACGUAAUGGAACGAACCCAAUCCAUCUUGCCGCCGACCUCGGCCACACCCAGUGUCUUGCUGCAUUGCUAGAGUGUCCGAAUGCCGAUCCCAACAUCCGUAUUCAGCAAGGGGAUAAGCAGAUGACUGCGUUGCACCUUGCCGCAGACGAGGGUAAUUUGGACUGCGUUACCCAACUGCUAGCACGAGGCGCGGACGUCCGCGCUCGUAAUCAUCGUGGUUUUACGCCGCUACAUUUGGCAGCUCGCAGUGGAAGUGCAGAUUGUGUCGAGGCCCUACUAAAACUUGGUGGAUGUGAUCCGAAUAUGGCCGAUUUCGAUCAACGUACGCCACUACACGCUGCAGUCAGCAAAUCCGAUACUGCCGUCGAAAUGAUUGAGACACUAAUUGCAUGGGGUGCUAAUGUCAACCAGCGCGAUGUGUACGGAUUUACCGCACUGCAUCUUGCGGCAUUAGAUGCACUAGGUCCUUGCGUAGAAACAUUGCUUUACCACGGUGCGGAUGUCACAAUGAAAUCCAGGAAGGGAACUAGCGCUCUCAACAUUAUAAGUCGUAAAACUCCGGCAUCUCUAGGAGUCAUACAAUGCAAACUUGAUGCUGCUAUCACUCUGACACACUCCCAGGAUUCAUCCAGCCGGGAGGUGGAAUUAGAACUAGAUUUUCGCAGUAUCCUGCAACAUUGCCACCCAAGGGAAAUUAGCUAUCUAAAUACAUUUGUGGACGAUGGACAAAAGGAAUUUUUGCAACAUCCGCUCUGCUCAGCUUUUCUCUACAUUAAGUGGAACAAAAUACGCAAAUACUAUAUCGCGCGAUUGCUUUUCUGUUUCACAUUUGUGCUCUUUCUAACACUGUACGUGCUCACAGCACUAGCGCAUAAUUGCUAUAACGGCAGCAAGGACAUGAAGGAAACUAUUCAGGAACAGGAGCUUUGUCAAAAACAAUCCAUCUUUGGAGAUAUGCUACGCAAUAACCCAUUCGUAAUUGAGAUGCAAUGGAUGGUUCUAGUGGCAAUCACAGCAAUUGAAAUUUGUCGUAAGAUCUAUGGCAUCACUGGCUAUACUUCGUUAAAACAUUACGUAACACAAACAGAAAAUGCGAUCGAAUGGUUCAUCAUACUGAGCGUAUUUGUUAUCUCUUACAUCUACACUAAAAGGACCUACACUUGGCAGAAUCAUGUAGGAGCCUUUGCAGUACUGCUUGGUUGGACGAAUCUGAUGCUUAUGAUAGGUCAGUUACCCGUUUUCGGUGCGUAUGUCGCCAUGUAUACCAAAGUGCAGGUUGAAUUUGCCAAACUUUUCAUGGCCUAUUCAUGUAUGUUGAUUGGCUUCACAAUCAGCUUUUGUGUCAUCUUUCCAUCUUCUUCUUCGUUUGCUAAUCCUUUCAUGGGAUUUAUCACUGUACUAGUGAUGAUGACGGGGGAACAAGACCUUGAAUUGCUGAUCAAUGAUCCUGAUGGCAAGGAUCCACCGUUUCUUCUUGAAAUUAGCGCUCAGAUUACUUUUGUGCUGUUUUUAUUGUUUGUCACAGUCAUUCUGAUGAACUUGCUCAUUGGUAUAGCUGUGCACGAUAUACAAGGAUUGAAAAAAACGGCCGGUCUGUCAAAAUUAGUCCGGCAAACGAAACUGAUUUCCUACAUCGAAUCUGCUCUUUUUAAUGGUUGGCUACCAAACUGGCUGCGCAAUUUACUUUACUACACGGCGCUGGUCUCGCCACAAGCUUACCGUGUUGUGUUAAGCGUCAAACCUCUCAAUCCCGGCGAAACAAGACUUCCCCGGGAUAUCAUGAUGGCCGCAUAUGAGGUAGCGAAGCAGAAAAAACACUAUGUCAGAAAGAGUUUCUCAACACUACGUCGUGAUGUGUCUUACGAUCCUCAAAAAAACGCACUAAUAGUGAAUGGGAUGCAGUCAAAAACGUACAAACGCACAGAUAGUAGCUGUAAUGUAUCCAACUGUCGCCGAGCUGCUCACACAGGAAUGGGAGUAGCCAGCACAAAUAAUGAUCAUACAACAAAGUUUGGAUACGUCUAUGACACACCAACGCUGUAUGGUCUCACCAAUAAGUUAGACGAACAUAAUGACUAUAUUGGUAACAUUGCAACAGAGAUUGCAGAACUACGAUCAACAAUCGAGGAGAAUCAGCAGAUGCUGCGGCAGGUGCUCGAAUUACUAAGCAAAAGUCAAACACACAACAUUCAAUCGAAUCAAUUAUAAUACCGAUUAAAUGUGGUGAUAACGUCAUCUUCACACCGUCCAAUAUAAGGUGCAUCUGCUAUAUAGUGUUGUAUGGCGCUACUCUCUAACCUGAAGGGGACUUUCUUUGAUUUUUUUUAUAAGCUAAAACGUAGACGCAAUUGCGUUCGUUUAUACAGUAUCCGCAGUGACGUCAUUUAGAUGUGAUUUUCCAUAGAAUGUAGUAGAUAGCUAUAGCAGUGUAACUCAGUUUUUAAAUUUUUAAUCACAAAUAGUAUCAUCAUUACCACAAAUAAUAGAACAGAUAAUAACUACACUGUCAUACCUGUUCUGCAUCAAAUUAUUGUCAAAAUUAUUAAUAACAUUAGCAUUCUUUGUUAAAUGUUUUCAUGUUGAACGAUUGACCAACCUUUAUCGAAAACGGUUUAUCAUUUCUUUUUUUUUCGAUUUUAUUGUCAUUAAGGUCCAUGGCAUUGCUUCGUCGGAUGUGAAUUUAUCGGAAGGCCAGUCAGAUUUUAUAUGGGAUUUAACAGAUAAUGUAGGACGUGCGAUUUCGUCGUACGACGGAAUAAUUUUAUUUUUUAAUUCGUCGGAUCGUCGCAUCCGAUUUUAUCUGGCAAUGUAAUUAUGUAGGAACAACAUGAAAUUAAUUUUUGUAUAAUAGUGAAACAAUUGGAAUUAUACAAAUAAUCGCAAUAUGAACCGAAAUAGCAUGUGACAGCAACGUCCGAUAAAAUCGCAUCAGAUGGGUACUGCCACGGGCCUAAGGCACUAUACCAGGGUAUCGUAUUUUAAUAAAAUCAAAUGUGAUUGCAAUAAAAAACAUCGUGCAUAUAAUGCAUCGUAGAAUACUCA
This is a messenger RNA of Anopheles coluzzii, 7728 nucleotides long. Its product is annotated as transient receptor potential channel pyrexia-like. Gene Ontology annotation, cellular component: membrane. The record is from RefSeq and is a predicted model, not a curated record. The transcript is spliced from 3 exons. The coding region runs from base 3514 to 6894 and encodes 1126 amino acids. Gene Ontology annotation, biological process: transmembrane transport; monoatomic ion transport. Gene Ontology annotation, molecular function: monoatomic ion channel activity; protein binding. NCBI's taxonomy places the organism in Eukaryota, Metazoa, Arthropoda, Insecta, Diptera, Culicidae.